AGACACAAUUACACAUUCACAAAAUACACACACCUGCAACUCUAAUCGGAGGAGAAGAAGAAGAAGAUGAUGAAGAGUGUUGUAAUGCACCGCCUUCCUCCGUCGUCCAUCCCACUCUGUUUCAAAUCAUCAUCAUCAUCGUAUUUUUGUAGAUCAAUUGCUAAUAAUUAUGAUAAGAUUAAUCCUACUACUACUACUUCACUCCUCGUCUCCCGAUUCAAUCAAAUACGCAUGUCUUCCUCAUCCCCCACCAAUCAGAAUGCUUCCACUGCCGAUGAACUGAAUGUCUUUCAACUCAUCCAAGCGCACCAGGAAAAAGCUGCUAGGCUACCUCCUAUUGAGGAAAUUAAGACACUUCUCCACUACAGCAUCUCUCGCGGAGUCCUCUCUACUUUCUCUUUGAAGUACAAGGGGUAUCCAUCAGGUUCCAUGGUGGACUUUGCUUGUGAUGCUUAUGGAUCUCCUCUGUUAGCAGUUAGUAGUUUGGCCGUUCAUACAAAGGACCUUGUAGCUAAUCCCAAAUGCUCAUUGCUUGUAGCAAAAGAUUCAGAGGAUAGAACCGACCUAGUUAUUACAGUGCAUGGUGAUGCCAUCCCAGUUAGUGAAACUGAGAGGGAAACUAUUCGUACUGCUUAUUUGGCUAGACAUCCUGAUGCAUUUUGGGUUGACUUUGGUGACUUCCAAUUCCUGCGCAUUGAACCCCAAGUUGUUAGAUAUGUGUCGGGCGUUGCAACAGCUUUAUUAGGAUCAGGAGAAUUCAGCAAGGAGGAAUUUACAACGGCAAAAGUGGAUCCUAUAUAUCAAUUUUCUAAGCCCAUAACAUCCCACAUGAAUAAAGAUCAUUCAGAAGAUACAAAGCUGAUGGUGCACUACUCUACGUCUGUCCCGGUGGAAUUUGCCUACAUGUUGGAUAUAGACAGUCUGGGUUUCAAUGUCAAGGUUGGUUACCAAGGAAACAAUUUCAAGCUCCGAAUCCCUUUUACAAGGCGUGCGGCAGACAGAAAGGAUGUGAAGACACUGAUAGUAGAAAUGCUUCAAGCUGCGAAAACCCAAGCCAGUUAGUUACUAAAUCUCACUCUCUGGUGCCGCAUGUCAGUUAUUAUAUACAGCCUUUUUCAUGCAUAUUUAUUAAAGCUGCGAAAUGUUGUUUGUUACCAUGAGUAAUCAAAGCUGACCUGCCUCAUUAAUUUUUCUAUGUAAAUUGCAAAUAUUAGGUUUAUUCUUUUUAUUUUUGGCUCAGCCGAAGAAGUUGUUAAUUGUUUGGAUUUCA
Messenger RNA from Erythranthe guttata (spotted monkey flower), 1270 nucleotides. Its product is annotated as non-canonical heme oxygenase HOZ, chloroplastic. The record is from RefSeq and is a predicted model, not a curated record. NCBI's taxonomy places the organism in Eukaryota, Viridiplantae, Streptophyta, Magnoliopsida, Lamiales, Phrymaceae.